AUGCACCACUCGCUCGACGACAACGCGCACGGGGACGAGGACGCCGACGGGGCGCGCCCAUCCGCGCGCCGCAACGAUACCGGGUUCAAGCGCGCGUCGUCCCUGCGCUCGUUCCGUUCGGCUGCUCCGACGGAGGGCGGGCGCGCGAGCGUGCGCACGACGCCGUCGGUGCUGCGCAGACGCCGUGUGAGUCUGAGCGGGGGCAGCUUCGCGGCUGGGGCGGGCACUGUUGGGCCUGCGGCCAGCCAGGAGAUGGACGAGGAGUUCGAUGCGCGCAGCCGGAGCGCGGAGGCGGGCUUGACGGAGAAGCAGAAGGCGAAGCUCAAUAAGGCACAGAUGAAGGAGGGCAAGAAGGUGGCCAAGGUCAUCAAAGCGGAGGGGAAGGCGGAGAAGAAGGCCCUUGACGAUGCUGUCAAGGAGCUUGCCGACAUCCAGAAGUUGCAGAAGUCUGCCGUCAAGGAGGAAGGAAAGACAUAUGCCUCCUACUCGAAGGUGCUCCGCGAGUUCCGCAAGGUGGAGCUUGAGUACCUUGCUGCACGCGCCAAGUACGAGCGCGCGCAAGCCGAGUUGAACGCAUUCGAGGACGCGCGCGAAGCAUCGAAGCAGCACGCUCAGGAUGCCACUGAGAUGCUGCAGGAGAAGAACAAGGAGGUUGAGUGGCUGAGGGCGCAGAAGGCCGUCGACGACCGCGAGAGAUUGAAUAAGAUCAAGCAGCUCACCGGGAAGGCAUGA
Molecule: messenger RNA, 732 nt
Organism: Trametes versicolor FP-101664 SS1
Lineage: Eukaryota; Fungi; Basidiomycota; Agaricomycetes; Polyporales; Polyporaceae
Exons: 4
Coding region: 1-732 (243 amino acids)
Source: RefSeq, a predicted model, not a curated record